This is a messenger RNA of Phasianus colchicus (ring-necked pheasant), 3116 nucleotides long. RefSeq names its product splicing factor 3a subunit 1 (gene SF3A1). NCBI's taxonomy places the organism in Eukaryota, Metazoa, Chordata, Aves, Galliformes, Phasianidae. Gene Ontology annotation, molecular function: protein binding; RNA binding. The record is from RefSeq and is a predicted model, not a curated record. Gene Ontology annotation, biological process: regulation of alternative mRNA splicing, via spliceosome; mRNA cis splicing, via spliceosome. Gene Ontology annotation, cellular component: catalytic step 2 spliceosome; U2-type prespliceosome; U2 snRNP.
UCCGGCGCGCGUGCGCAGUUCGAAGCGCCCGGCUGCCAUUUUGUCAGCGGCGCUGUCCCUUUCGUUGCGGCCUUUACUGAGCGAUCCCGAGUAGCGCCAUGCCGGCCGGGCCCGUGCAGGCCGGGCCUCCGGCGCAGCCAGCGCCUCCCGCGGAGAGCAAACCGCCAGAAGAGGAGCCAAAAGAGGAAGCAGCACCAGCCAAGCCUGUGGUGGGAAUUAUUUAUCCUCCUCCUGAGGUCAGGAAUAUUGUUGACAAGACUGCCAGCUUCGUAGCCAGAAAUGGUCCAGAAUUUGAAGCUCGAAUUCGUCAGAAUGAAAUAAAUAACCCUAAGUUCAAUUUCUUGAAUCCCAACGAUCCUUACCAUGCAUACUACCGGCACAAAGUCAGCGAGUUCAAGGAGGGCAAAGCACAGGAGCCCUCAGCUGCUAUUCCCAAGGUCAUGCAACAGCAGCAAACUGCUCAGCAGCAGCUUCCACAGAAGGUGCAGGCCCAGGUGAUCCAGGAGACGGUUGUUCCAAAAGAACCACCUCCAGAGUUUGAGUUCAUCGCAGAUCCACCCUCGAUUUCUGCCUUUGAUUUGGAUGUGGUGAAGCUGACAGCGCAGUUUGUGGCUCGGAACGGGAGGCAGUUCCUGACUCAGCUGAUGCAGAAGGAACAGAGGAACUACCAGUUUGACUUCCUUCGCCCGCAGCACAGCCUCUUUAACUACUUCACAAAGCUGGUUGAACAGUACACAAAGAUCUUGAUCCCACCAAAAGGCUUACUCAUCAAACUCAAGAAGGAGGCUGAAAAUCCCAAAGAAGUCCUAGAUCAGGUGUAUUACAGAGUGGAGUGGGCAAAGUUCCAGGAGCGAGAGAGAAAGAAGGAAGAGGAAGAGAAGGAGAAGGAACGUGUUGCUUAUGCUCAGAUUGAUUGGCAUGACUUUGUGGUUGUGGAAACAGUGGACUUUCAGCCCAACGAGCAAGGGAAUUUCCCACCUCCCACCACUCCAGAAGAGCUGGGAGCUCGAAUCCUCAUCCAGGAGCGCUAUGAGAAGUUUGGGGAAAGUGAGGAGGUAGAGAUGGAGGUGGAGUCAGAUGAAGAAGAUGAGAAACAAGAGAAAACAGAUGAGCCUUCGACUCAACUGGAUCAAGACACACAGGUGCAGGAUAUGGAUGAGGGCUCAGAUGAUGAAGAUGAAAGUCAGAAAGUUCCUCCUCCUCCAGAAACUCCGAUGCCACCACCUCUUCCUCCCACACCAGAUCAGGUCAUUGUGCGGAAAGACUAUGAUCCCAAAGCUUCAAAACCGUUGCCGCCUGCCCCAGCUCCAGAUGAGUAUCUUGUUUCCCCCAUCACUGGGGAGAAAAUUCCUGCCAGUAAAAUGCAAGAGCACAUGAGGAUUGGUCUGCUGGAUCCUCGAUGGCUGGAGCAGCGCGAUCGCUCUAUCCGUGAAAAACAGAGCGAUGAUGAAGUCUAUGCCCCAGGUUUGGAUAUCGAAAGCAGCUUGAAGCAGCUGGCAGAGCGCCGUACCGAUAUCUUUGGUGUGGAAGAAACUGCCAUUGGUAAGAAGAUUGGUGAAGAGGAAAUUCAGAAACCAGAGGAAAAGGUGACCUGGGAUGGCCACUCAGGCAGCAUGGCCCGUACACAACAGGCUGCUCAGGCCAAUAUUACUCUUCAAGAGCAAAUUGAAGCUAUCCAUAAGGCCAAGGGACUGGUGCCAGAAGAUGACAGCAAGGAGAAGAUUGGUCCCAGCAAACCCAAUGAAAUGCCCCAGCCACCCCCUCCUUCGUCAGCAUCGAAUCCCCCUCCGAGUGCUCAGCCUAUCACUUCUGUGCCUCGUCCACCCACAAUGCCUCCUCCUGUUCGUGCUGCUGUUGUUUCUGCAGUUCCUGUCAUGCCUCGUCCCCCGAUGACCUCCGUGGUCCGUUUACCUCCAGGGUCUGUCAUAGCCACCCCCAUGCCACCAAUAAUCCACACCCCACGAAUCAAUGUUGUCCCCAUGCCACCAUCUGCUCCUCCCAUCAUGAGCCCUCGCCCACCUCCCAUGAUAGUACCAACAGCAUUUGUUCCAGCACCUCCCGUGGCUCCAGUUCCUUCCCCAGCACCAAUGCCUCCUGUUCACCCACCACCACCUAUGGAGGAUGAGCCAGUUUCAAAGAAACUGAAGAGUGAGGACAGCUUGAUUCCAGAGGAGGAGUUUCUGCGCAGGAACAAGGGCCCAGUCACAGUCAAAGUCCAGGUCCCCAACAUGCAGGACAAGACUGAAUGGAAGCUGAAUGGCCAAGUGCUGGUGUUCACUCUGCCACUUUCAGACCAGGUGUCUGUUAUAAAGGUUAAGAUCCAUGAGGCCACAGGGAUGCCAGCUGGGAAACAGAAGCUGCAGUAUGAGGGCAUCUUCAUCAAGGAUUCAAAUUCCCUGGCUUAUUACAACAUGACAAGUGGCUCUCUGAUUCACCUGGCACUCAAAGAAAGAGGAGGCAGAAAGAAAUAGGAGCUCUGGAGUCCAGAGAUGUAACAGGGCUGCUUUACCACUUGUGUAACCCCAGCCAUUCAAAUCCUCCAGCCUCUUAGGGGCUGUGUGGCAAGCUGUAGACUGCCUACCAAUGCUAGAUUAGAAGGGGAGACAAUGAACCCAUACCUGUGGCUGAUAAGAGGGGGAAGCUGAAAGAGCCCUGAAAGCUGUGUACAUGUAGUGAGCUAGUAUGUAGUUGCAGUCUGUUAGUGAUCAGUGCUUAGCUAGAAUGAUGUCCAGGUUUGCUGUCUCUACAGUGAAUUUCCUAGUGAAGCAACAUUGAGGUCAUGCCCAGCUUAGUCUAGAUCCAUCUUUAUUUGAGGGAUUUUCUGACCAAGAACAUCAUCUGUCUGACUACAGUAUUUGCUGCUUCACUUAACCUUUUUUUUCCCUAAUUGAAAAUUUAUUUCUUUAUAUACUUAGUAAGCUCUUUGUUCUUUCUGUCUCAUAUCUAUCUGCAAGAGCCUCUUGCACUGACCCUGACUUGGAGUUUUAUCCUCUCAGUAUGAGUGUGCAUGGCUCUCCAUUGUGAUAAAGGAGAUCUGGGGCUGCAUGCUAAGCAGCUUCAUGCUUGUUCUGUACAGCCUGUGAUUUGUUUUAAUAAACAUGCAUCUCAGUGCAGGA